AUGGAAGAUGGGGCUCAGACCAACCCCAAAGAGUUCAGGAAGAAGGGGCUGGUUAGACCCCUGUCCUGGAAGACAUCAGUGGAGCAGACUGGGAUGCUCUUCCCCUGGGCCACCUCUUUCUGGAAGGCCACCAAGUCCAUCCCAGGCAUCAGGAAGUUGUUCACAAUCACCAUUCUAGCAGGCAGCGUCCUGCCAAUGGUCCAUGGAGGCCUACUGAACUUGAAGUCAAUGGUAGAAACCAUCACAGGGAGAAGUGCCAUCCUCUCCUUUGUGGGCUAUGGCUGCUACUGUGGGCUAGGAGGCAGGGGUCUGCCCAUGGACGAAGUGGACUGGUGCUGCCACGCCCAUGACUGCUGCUACCAGAAGCUGUUUGACCAGGGGUGCCAUCCCUUUCUUGAUCUAUACGAAUUCUCCAUUGACAACGAAACUCAGACGAUCACCUGCAGUGAGAAGAACGAGACAGAGUGUGACAAGCAGACGUGUGAAUGUGACAAGAAUGUUGUCUUAUGUCUCAACAACCAAACCUACCAAGAGGAGCACCGCAAUUACCUUAAUAUUUACUGCAAGGGAAACACUCCGUCCUGCAGCAUCUAUGACCCUCUGCCGGUGGAGAUUGAGUGUAGACACAUCCCUAAGACGCCACCUCCACCUACCUAAGCUAUGCUCCCUCCCCAGAGCCCCAGGG
Phascolarctos cinereus (koala) is the source of this 685-nucleotide messenger RNA. RefSeq names its product phospholipase A2 group IIF (gene PLA2G2F). Gene Ontology annotation, biological process: lipid catabolic process; phospholipid metabolic process; arachidonate secretion. The record is from RefSeq and is a predicted model, not a curated record. Gene Ontology annotation, molecular function: phospholipid binding; calcium ion binding. Lineage: Eukaryota; Metazoa; Chordata; Mammalia; Diprotodontia; Phascolarctidae.